Molecule: messenger RNA, 1239 nt
Organism: Diorhabda carinulata
Lineage: Eukaryota; Metazoa; Arthropoda; Insecta; Coleoptera; Chrysomelidae
Exons: 2
Coding region: 1-1239 (412 amino acids)
Source: RefSeq, a predicted model, not a curated record
AUGUAUGUUAAAAUUGAAACGGAGAGAUUAACAUUCAUCAGGUUGAAUCAAACCAAACUCCGAUCUGAAGAGUAUAUUCACCUUCGAGAUGCGAUUAAUACUGAUGGAAAUGCACAGAAUGUCGGUCGGAUGACUAUUCUUCCAGCAACAUACAUCGGAAGCCCUCGGCAUAUGCACGAAUAUGCUCAAGAUGCCAUGUCGUAUGUUCGUCAUUAUGGUACAGCAGAUUUGUUCAUCACAUUUACAUGCAAUCCGCAAUGGAUAGAAAUCAAGCAGGAGUUAUUCUCUGGGCAAUCACCCAUUGAUCGUCAUGAUAUUACAGCCAGAGUCUUUAGACAAAAGUUGAAAUCAUUAAUGGAUUUCAUCGUAAAACAUAAUGUGUUUGGUGAGACACGCUGCUGGAUGUAUUCUGUGGAGUGGCAGAAACGAGGAUUGCCACAUGCACACAUUUUGAUUUGGUUGGUUGAAAAGAUAAGGCCAAAUGAAGUUGAUGCAGUGAUAUCAGCUGAAAUCAAACACAUGAUACAUGGUCCCUGUGGAACUCUUAAUCAAAAUUCACCGUGUAUGAUGGAUGGUAAAUGUUCAAAACGAUAUCCACGGACAUUAAUAUCGGAAACAAUUACUGGUAAUGACGGUUAUCCAUUGUAUCGUCGCAGGUCGACAGCAGACAAUGGAAAAUCAACAAUUGUCAAAUUAAAUCAACAAGAUAUUGAAAUAGAUAAUCGUUGGAUUGUUCCAUAUUCACCCAUUUUAUCAAAGACAUUCAAAGCACACAUCAACGUUGAAUCUUGCCAUUCAGUGAAAUCAAUUAAAUACAUUUGCAAAUAUGUAACCAAAGGGAGUGAUAUGGCUGUGAUUGGAAUUGGUGCAGAGAAUUCCAAUGAUGAAGUUACCCUAUACCAAAUGGGCCGCUAUGUCAGUAGUAAUGAAGCAGUUUGGCGAAUAUUUUCUUUUCCUAUUCAUGAGAGACACCCUUCUGUUGUUCACUUAGCUGUGCAUUUAGAAAAUGGACAAAGAUUGUAUUUUACAACACAGAACGCAGUACAAAGAGCUGCUCAGCCACCAUCUACUACAUUAACCAGUUUUUUUGAGACAUGCCAAAACGAUGAUUUCGCACAAACAUUGCUAUAUUCUGAAAUGCCAAAAUAUUAUACCUGGAAUCAAUCCUCAAGGAGAUUUAUACGACGGAAACAAGGAAAACCAGUUCCAGGAUAUACAGAUAUUUUUGGCUACAGGUGA